Daldinia caldariorum is the source of this 884-nucleotide messenger RNA. RefSeq lists its product as uncharacterized. Lineage: Eukaryota; Fungi; Ascomycota; Sordariomycetes; Xylariales; Hypoxylaceae. The coding region runs from base 195 to 752 and encodes 185 amino acids. The transcript has 3 exons. The record is from RefSeq and is a predicted model, not a curated record.
AAUAAUACAACCUUCCUUAUGUACGCUCUCGUAAAAAGGCUUGGCGGACUUAAAUGGUAUAUUCUCAGCUUCAGCUGCUUUCCUGGGAUUUGGAACUCGUCUAUAUAUUAUACUAUACCACGACCCGAACGAAGCAAGGAGAGAAGAUUGGGAUAUAGUAAUUAACCCGCGGUCUGCUUGGCUCAAAAUUCAAGAUGAUGCGGCUUACUCUUAUUCUGACAUCUGCUGCCACCAUUAUGGCAUGCACCAUCCCUACAAGCCCACUUUCGAACAACAUCGCCGAGGGCUUCUCAAUCCAGGUACAGAAUGCGUCGUUUCCAAACAUCCAUAACCACUUCUUGAAUAUCUGGGACUGGGGCGGCGGCGACCAACACCUCUUCGUCAGCCCCGCCGGAAAUUCUACAAGCGAGCUCACGCUCGUCGACGGCGUGAUCACUUUACUUUGGGACCCGCCUCGUCGCGCGGUCAUAAAUGGCGAGUACGAGGUGAAAGACAACACAACCAAGAUGUUCAUGACCGAACGCGGAGAUCCGCGCGCUAUCUUUGACGUCGUGUACGGCUGCAAUCCGGACACGGAUGCCUUGCAGACCGAGCUAUCGUUCAAGUCUCGCGGAGACAUAGAGGCCGGGGGGGAUAUCGGCGUCAGGCCGUUUAAUGGCAAUUACGACUUCCGAUGGACGCCUGCGGGGACCACUGCUUAUGACCCUGAUCGUCCAUGGACGAAGGUGACUUUGGCUAUCGUUUACCCUUAAAACGCUUGGUCAAGCCCCUGGUGCUAGGUAGAUGGUUGGGAGGUAUGUUUCGGACAAAGCUGGAUCGACUUUGGGAACUUGAGAAACGUGACGUGAGGUAAGGGGGUGUAACUUGACAGUGAGCAAGUUGAG